AUGGCUGCCAUGGGUGGAACCUUUGUGGCUCCCUCGCGCCGCCCUGCGACCGACAGUGGGAGACGCACUGUGCCUGUGGUCGUCUGCAUUAUCCUGGGGGCCCUGCUCUGCCUGGUCUUAAUCAUCCUGGGUGCGCAGGUGCGAAGUGCCAGGGCCCAGCGCAGAGGCUCCAGAAGAUCCUCGGACCCUUUCUCUGAGGCGGUGUACGAGGAGAUUGACUAUGACCUGAUGAGAAAGGUGCAGCUGUUCGGUCGCUCAGGCUCCUAUUCUGAUGAGUCCGUGAGGAAGCUGCCGUAUUACACCGGGGACAGCGAGGGGGAAAACGAUGCUGGAUCAGAGCAAGGGUCCCAGCUGGAUUACGAUAACGUGGAGGAACCAGCAUCGAGCAACAUUCCCCAGAUUCUGGGCAGUCAAGAGGUCCCUGCUCUCCCUGGAGGUGCCCCAGGGGAUGGCUAUGAUGAUGCCAGAGAAGCUUCUAAUGCUGAAGAUGACCCUGGUUCUAGACCAAAUGCCCCAGAAGUCAUUGGGGCCCAUGGGGACAGUGACAGGGCCAGGUGUUCACAGACAGCCUGGAGUCUGCGCUCGCCCGGACGCGAAGGGGCCUCUGGGGUACAGAGCGAUGCCCCAGCCCCGGCUCCUGGUGACGCGGGCUAUGACGAUGUUGGAGACGGUGUCUCUGGAACAGCCACAUAGGAACAGCUGAGCCCAGAGCAAAGCUCCUGUGAGCAUGUAACUGCUGUAGGAUUAGACUCUGCCUCCCCCGCACGUUCAUGGGCCAACGGGCGUCAGACAGACCCUGCCUGGAACUGCUUCAAUCCGCUUUUUUAUCGCAAUUUUGUAUAAUCCAAGGAGCAGAGCGACUGAGCAGGGUCUGUGAUUUCCUCUGUAACUUCCCAUCGCUCAGCGUCGCGGGGCCUUUGCUGCCUUUUUGUUCCUAACACGGCUCCACUGGCAACUUUUGCCCUUUCUCAUUAAAGCCUUUUGGAAGGUC
Pelodiscus sinensis (Chinese soft-shelled turtle) is the source of this 991-nucleotide messenger RNA. The record is from RefSeq and is a predicted model, not a curated record. NCBI's taxonomy places the organism in Eukaryota, Metazoa, Chordata, Testudines, Trionychidae.